Drosophila nasuta is the source of this 1187-nucleotide messenger RNA. RefSeq lists its product as uncharacterized. The coding region runs from base 97 to 870 and encodes 257 amino acids. The record is from RefSeq and is a predicted model, not a curated record. The transcript has 2 exons. NCBI's taxonomy places the organism in Eukaryota, Metazoa, Arthropoda, Insecta, Diptera, Drosophilidae.
UUGAAUAAAAUUCGUAUUAUAUCCUUAAAGUUUUUUUCUGUCAUGCUUAAAUUUUAAUAAAUUUAAAAUUUUUCUUCUGGGAAUUUGCCCGCUUAAAUGUCGGGACUUUCCAAUAGUUGUCGUUUAUGGCAUGGUAUCCUAAAAAAAAACCAACCGCAGACAUGUGCGAAAAGUUGCUUUGAACCGACUGGUCAACCAUGUGCCGAUGACAAGAACCGAACCGUUGGACAUGUCCGCAAUUUCUUGGAGCCUGAAUCGCCUGUGCGUCGUCUAAUAGAUAUAAAGAAAGAGUGCUCGCCGGAUUAUCGCAAACUAGAGAAAACUUGCAAUCUUAAUGCUCUGGCCAGUAAUCGUCAUCCACCCAAUUUGUGCUCCUCGAAAUGCAGACCGCUUAGUACGAGUCUGCAUUUAAAAGAGCUCAGACAAAGACCUCCGCUAAGGCGCGAUUAUAAGCAUUGGUGUCUGUUGAGUGAUGGAACUGAAGUUGGUCGAAUAUUUCCCAUGAAAUUUCGUAUACGCAGACUGAGCACCGAUUGUUCUGAUUGUAACAAGGAGCUACGACUGCGCGAAACUGUAACGGGAAAUAACGACGUAGUACUACUUUCCAAUUGCUGUGAUGUUGAAAUAUAUCCAGAGAAGAAAAUGGUUAACUGGCACGUCGUGCCGGUUAAAAUGAUAACUGACAAAGAGAAGAUCGCCAAACAAGAAAUCUGUGUAACUUAUCCACCACCGGUCAAGAAAAUUGAAUUUAUGCCGGUAAAAGGAGUAAAGAUUGCUAACCAAGUUCGUAAGAUAAAUAAAAAGAAGAAAAGGAAGAAAGGCAAGAAGGGAACGAAAGGCAAGAAAGGGGGCAAGAAGAAAAAGAAAUAGAGAAUAUACUACCAGUGAAGAAAAAUGCUUUAAAGGAUAUUUCAAAAAGCAAUUGAUAAUAUUCUUAAAGUGGAUUUCUUCAAAAAGUAUUUCAAAUUUCCAUUAGAACCCUCUGGAUUACAGAUGGAUUCACUUGGAGAAAUUUUUGAUAUUUUUUGGAGUAGUUCAUAAAAUAGAAUGUAAUCUAAUUAUAAAUAUAUUAGUAUGUUUGAAAUUACCCCCACUUUAUACACAGAUCAAUAUCCCUAUUCAAUUUCCUAAUACUCAUAUAUGUAUGUUAAUUGCAACUCUGUAUGUUCAAUAAACUCCUCGCACAA